UAUUUUUUUCUUUAGUUCCGCGCUGCUUGAUCCAUCCAGUGUCAGUCCGCCCAGCUACUCGCGGCUCUGCUUCUGGUGGUCAAAAUGAGCGAUAAAGGCCUGUCGGACGAGGCAGCAGCAGCCGCUUGUAAAGAUGGACACGCUAUGACUAAAGACUUCAUGAUGCAGCAGACGAUGCUGCGCGUCAAGGAUCCAGUCAAAUCCUUGGACUUCUACACCAGAAUCCUUGGCAUGACGCUCCUGCAAAAGUUCGACUUCCCUUCCAUGCGUUUCUCUCUCUUCUUCUUGGGCUACGAGGAUAAGAAGGAGAUCCCUGUAGAUGUGAAGGAGAGGACGGCCUGGACCUUUUCCAGAAGAGCCACCAUCGAGUUGACACAUAACUGGGGUUCUGAGUCUGAUGAAAGCCAGUCUUAUCACAAUGGAAACUCAGAUCCUCGUGGCUUUGGACACAUUGGAAUUGCUGUUCCUGAUGUCAAUGCUGCCUGCAAAGUAUUUGAAGAGCAAGGAGUCACAUUUGUCAAGAAGCCAGACGAUGGUAAAAUGAGAGGCUUGGCCUUCAUUCAGGACCCUGAUGGUUACUGGAUCGAGAUCCUGAGUCCCAACAACAUGGUCUCCAUUACCUCUUAAAAAGAAUGAUGACAACAUGCUACCUGCCACAUAACAGAUAGGCUAAGCCUGCUGCGGAUUCACUGGGAUGGCAGAACGUUGGGGAUUAGCAAAUAAUUUAGCAACACAAGCUGGAGAGCCAAGGCGUAUGGAGCACCGAGGGAAGAUUGACAGAACGGGAUCACUUCUGCAGUGGCAAUCGACGUGUUCUGGCAUUGAAUGGUCUAAUAUUGGACAGUUGAUUAGGAAAUACGUUAAAUCAGUGAGUCAUAGAAGAAUAGCAACUACUGUGUGUGGCUGUUGAACUUCUUUUUUUCAGUUUGUAUUGGUCUUCAAGAAGUGAUGCUUGAAAUGAUGGGGUGCUACUGUGCAGUAAAUGUGAAAGCCACCAUUCAAAACAAUUGCGUUUUGUCAUUUCUAGUGUUAACAGCCUACAAUGUGAUAGUAAUAGUGCUUCAGCCCCAAUAUGGUAGAAAUUGUUGCUUCAAGCUCUUUUUCACUUGUAGAUUUGGUGUUUCAGUUCUGUCUUUGACAUGCAAACAUGAAUAUUUCACAGAGUAUUUAAACCAUUUUAAGAGUUGUUACAGUCUGAAUCCAUUUAUUUUACAAAGUGCAAUUAAAACACAAGGUAUUUGACCUGGAUAAACAGUG
Messenger RNA from Myripristis murdjan (pinecone soldierfish), 1257 nucleotides. It is a transcript of the gene glo1, whose product is annotated as glyoxalase 1. Gene Ontology annotation, molecular function: lactoylglutathione lyase activity; metal ion binding. NCBI's taxonomy places the organism in Eukaryota, Metazoa, Chordata, Actinopteri, Holocentriformes, Holocentridae. The transcript is spliced from 6 exons. The coding region runs from base 85 to 627 and encodes 180 amino acids. The record is from RefSeq and is a predicted model, not a curated record.